This is a messenger RNA of Acanthosepion pharaonis, 1449 nucleotides long. NCBI's taxonomy places the organism in Eukaryota, Metazoa, Mollusca, Cephalopoda, Sepiida, Sepiidae. The record is from the annotation of a GenBank genome assembly.
AUGAGAGCCAUUUUAUACGAAUCUUUCUUUAUUGACUACCGGGCUUCUCUUCACUUUUCCUUUCUUCCUCCCCCACAUUCUUGCCUUUUUCUUUAUCCUCCACCCCACAUUCUUCUUCCAGCUUUUUUAAUUCCCUACCCUCUCUCUUCUUCCCUCUCUAUCUCUCUCUAUUCCUUACCCGCUUUUUUUCCGUGUCUCUCUCUAUUCUCAACUUGCUUUCUUAUUCCCUCUUUCUUUAUUCCCUACCUGCUUUUCUUCUUCCCUCUCUCUCUCUCUUCACCACCCGCUUUCUUUUCCUCGCUUUCUUUAUUUCCCAUCCGUUUUCUGCAUCCCUCUCUCUCUAUUUUAUACCCUCUUUCUUCUUCCCUACCCGCGUUCGUCUUUCCUUCUAUAUAUAUUUCCUACCCUCUUUCUUUUUCCCUCUUUCUUUAUUCCUUACGUUCUUUCGCCUUUCCUCUCUCUCUCUAUCUCUCUGUAUUCCCUACCCGUUUUCUGCUUCCCUCUCUCUCUAUUUCCUACCCUCUUUCUACUUUCCUCUCUCUCUAUUGCCUACCCGCUUUCUUCUUCCUUCUCUCUAUAUUCCCUACUCGCUUUCUUUUUCCUCCUUCCUUUAUUUCCUACCUGCUUUUCUUCUUCCCUCUCUCUCUCUCUCUCUUCACCACCCGCUUUCUUUUCCUCUCUUUCUUUAUUUCCCACCCGUUUUCUGCAUCCCUCUCUCUCUCUAUUUUAUACCCUCUUUCUUCUUCCCUCUUUCUUUAUUCCCUACCCGCUUUCGUUUUUCCCUCUCUCUAUAUUUCCUACCCUCUUUCUUUUUCACUCUUUCUUUAUUCUCUACGCUCUUUCAUCUUUCCUCUCUCUCUCUCUAUUCCCUACCCAUUUUCUGAUUCCCUCUCUCUCUAUUUCCUACCCUCUUUCUACUUUCUUCUCUCUCUAUUCCCUACCUGCUUUCUUUUUCACUCUCUCUCUAUUCCCUACUCGCUUUCUUCUUCCUUCUCUCUCUAUUUCCCUACACGCUUUCUUCUUCCUUCUCUCUCUAUUUCCCUACAAGCUUUCUUCUUCCUUCUCUCUCUAUUCCCUAAUCGCUUUCUUCUUCUUUCUUCCUUUAUUCCCUACUCGCUUUCUUAUUCCCCCUUCAUUUAUUCCCUACCUGCUUUGAUCUUCCCUCUCUCUAUAUUUCCUACCCUCUUUCUUCUUCCUUCUCUCUCUAUUUCCCUACACGCUUUCUUCUUUCCUCUUUCUUUAUUCCCUAGCCGCUUUCUUCUUCUUCCGUAUCUCUGUCUUUCCCCACUAACUUCUUUUUCCCUCUUUCUUCGAUCCUUCGCCACAUUUUUCCCGCUUUCUCUUUUUCCUUUCCGCUUUUUCCUUCCAUCUUUUUUUAUUUUAUCUUCCUGCCUUCUCCCUUAUUUCAUUAUUAUUUCCACACCUUUUUCCCUACUACAUUUUUUUUAA